Messenger RNA from Electrophorus electricus (electric eel), 3509 nucleotides. RefSeq names its product BEN domain containing 4 (gene bend4). Gene Ontology annotation, molecular function: DNA binding. Lineage: Eukaryota; Metazoa; Chordata; Actinopteri; Gymnotiformes; Gymnotidae. The record is from RefSeq and is a predicted model, not a curated record.
UCCAAGGACAUACGAUACAUUGGUAAUUCAAAUAGUCCAGUCCUGUAUGAGCAUAAUAGACGUGUGUCGAAUAAAAAUAUGUAACCAACAGCGUAAGGGCUCAACUACAGCUCGAAUGUGGGUUUAUUUCUGGAGUUUGUGCUUGACUUCGCGCUAAAUCCAGCUCGUUGUUUUUGUUUCAAUCUAGGCUAUGUAGGAGUCACAAGUCUAAAUAAAACAUGGACGUCUUUCGUCUAUCUCUUGAUAUCAUAAUGCACCUCUUUUAUUUGACACUCCCACUCUUUCGUACAGAUGCCACAUACGGUGCGUGUAGAUCCCGCUGGUAUUCCCCAGUUGGUAGAAGAAAGCCAGAGAGCGCCGUUACCGCCAGGGGAUUGGAGCAAUGACUUGUCAGUAAAGUCACCCACCCUCCGAGCACCUCAGACAGAGUUGGAAGUGUUUGAGACGCACAACAAGGCUGCGAGACGCCGAGGAGGCUGCUUUAACCCGUCCGGACGGAACGUCACCUGAAGAGCCAGGAAAGACUCCAGCCAUUCAUCCUAAGUUCCCAGCUAUGGAGGAGGAGAUGCUGUCGGCAGACGAGGGGCUCUCCGCGGCCAAAAUCUACAGGCAGCAGCGGAGCCCGUACGGCGCUCUCAAGACCUUCGCGAGCAAGCGGACGGCGGCCAAGGCGAGGCAUGACAGACCCACAAUGGUGGAUAUCCCGCAGCUAGGAGACGACGGAGGGCAACAGCACUCGCAUCAGCUCAGUCCCGAUCCGCCGUACUCGCAUCAGCACCAGCAGCUCCAGCAAGUCUCGCUGACGAUCAGCAGCAGUGAGCAGCAGCAGCACCGGCUGCCGCUGCACCGCUUCCCGUGCGAAAUCAGGCCCAGCAGCAGAGUCGCGACUUCCACCUCGGCGCCAACGGGGAGCGCAGUGGCGGCGGCGUUGUUUGGCAGCCAGAGGAGGGCCAGGUACCCCACGGGCCGCGCCGAGCUCGGCCACGAGUCUCCAGACUGUAGCUACGGAAUCAGUUCAGAAAACCGGCUGAUUCUGGACGCGUUUGCGCAGCAGUGCAGCCGCGUGCUCAGCCUCCUCAACAACAACGGCGGCCUGCUCGGGGCUCAGCGGGCCCACAGCCCACCGCCCUGCUCCGUCACCUCCGCCAUCAAGCAGGAGGCCGAGCCCGAGCGCCUGGGACCCAAGCCCCAUGCCGAGGAGCCGUCGGCGUGCGGCCUGGAGGAUGUCCCCCGGCGCGGUUCGUCGUGGAGCCAACAGCAGACCUCUGCCCUGCUGCAGGUCUUCACCGAGUCGCUGCAGAGCUACCUGCUGGCGGGGGCACAGCCCUCGGAGGGGCCGCGUAGCCGGCAGCCCGAGCCGGAGUCCGCCGCGUCCGCGUCCCCUGCGCACAACCUGGGCGGUUGGGCCUCGCCGGCGCCGUCCGAGUCGUACGGACACCCUUCCUCCACGCUGCCUGAGGACGAGGAGGAGGAGGAAGGCUGCUGUCCACGCUGCAUAGAGCUGGAGCAGGAGGUCCUGAGCCUUCAGCAGGAGAACGAGGAGCUCAGACACAAGUUGGAAAGUGCCCCCGCGCCAUGUCAAACAGUGCUGGACUUCUUUAAGGCCAUCCUACAGCACUACAACCAGUUCAUGCCACCUCCCACGGAAGAGCAGCUCACCGAGCAGGGCAGUAAGCAGCUGUUGGGGAACUACCCUCUCUUCAUUACCAACAAGCAGUGGGACGAGGCAGUGAACUCGUCCAAGAAGGACGGCCGGCGUCUGCUUCGUUACCUCAUCCGCUACGUCUUCACCACGGACGAGCUCAAGUACUCGUGCGGCCUGGGCAAGAGGAAGCGAUCGGCCCACAUGGGCGAGGCCGGCCCCGAGAGGCGGCCGCUCAACCCCGUCAAAGUGUCCUGCCUCCGAGAGUUCAUCCGGAUGCACUGUGCGUCGAAUCCGGACUGGUGGAUGCCGUCCGAGGAGCAGAUCAACAAGGUGUUUAGCGACGCGGUGGGGCAUGCGCGGCAGGGCCGGGCCGUCGGCACCUUCCUGGCCGGCGGGGGCGGCGCCAGCAACAGCAGCAGCGGCAGCAGCCUGUACCUGGACGGCUACGACGGACAGCUCUCCCAGGACGAGCUCUACCUGAAGGGCCCACAGAACGGCCUGGCAGACUAAGCCUCGGCGUGGAGGAGCGGAGCUUGCUGCAGUACACUCACCUCACUGUAGCCACGUCGACCUGAAAGUCAUGCUCGUGUUCACGCUUCUUGUUGAACUCACAAUGUCACCUUGGGCUGAGGAGUCAAACAAGCAAGCAGAUAAAUAAACUUACUAACUAAAAUAACAAUAAGCAUUCCAGAGACCCCUGGACCCCUGGUUAAGUUUGUGGGGAUCUCUUUCUGUUAAUCAAGCAGUGGCCUUUGUUAUAAACAUGUACCCUCCACUCUGCAGUGUGCACGGAAAUACUCCUGCCUGCUUGCAGUACUUUGGUAGCAUUGUAUAUUCUGUAAAAGCCAAGAGUUUUUAGUUUGUUUGUCCUUUCAGGUCAUGUUUUCAGGGCAUGUGGUUGAAGAUGAUGGACAUUCAUAAAUCAUGAAUCAGAAUCUUUCAUUAUACGACAAUGUAUUUUAGUUAAGUGUGUUGAAAUAAACAUGAAUAUAUUAAUAGUAAAGAUGUGAAUUGUAAAUAGGGAAGUGAGCUUCCUAGUGUCAGAGUCUAUGUUUGUGUAAACAUAUUUAAAAGGUGCUAUUAUAACAUUUCAUUGUAGAAAACGGAUAACAUAUCAAGUUCAAUGUGCCAUCCUUUAUUCUGUUGUCAGAUGUUGUGUUAAAAUCAGCAGACAACUGUCAAUUCUAAAAUGUGUCCAUGUUUGUGAAUAUGGAAGUAAGGAUAUGAUCGUGAUGUGCAUAGUAGUGGUUUUGUAACCCCCAAAUAAAGUGUGAGGGGCAGAUCCAAUACUGUAUAAAGGUUAUACUGAUUAUUACUUGUGUUUGCUGGAAGGCAUGAAAACUGACCGAAACCUACUAAGCCUUUGCGUGGUCUACUGCAAAGCUCUUCAUUCUGACUGUAUAACAAUAUGAGACAGACUUUGUGGGUCACUGUGCAAAGCUUAUCCUUUGCAUAUGGACAGCUUUGAGAUGCCUUAACAGAGACAAACUCCGUCAGAACUUCAGAAUACUGCCUUUUUGUUUAUUUGUUUGGUUUUGUGGUUUUUGUCUUCUUUUGCCAGACUGCUGGAACUUUACCAGUGCAGAAGCUAUGGACUGACUUCUGCUUCUUCUUAAAUAUACCUAUCCAAAAUAGCCAGAUUCAGAUUUGGUCUGUAUCCUCUUUCUGGGAUCUUAGCCAAAUGUAAGAAUGCCACGGGAGAAGGACUGUAUGCCUGUGAUGCUGUGUGGUGUAGCCUGCUUUCUUGUGGUUGUGUAUACCCAUGGUUCUUCUAUAUAACAGAAAUGUGUGGGCACUGUGAAACGAACCAUAAACUGUUCCUUGUCCAUACCGAGUGUUGGUUUUAUCCCCCCCCCCCAAAAAA